CUUCCACAAUGUCAAACUUGUACAACUACCACAACUAUAUGGGAAGUAUAGUUUUAGUAUUGCUGAUUUUUUCAAGCAGUUGCGUGCUGUCAUCCGUAAAAUGUAUCUAUUGUCGAGGAGUAAACUGCCAAAGGAGCAGCUAUGAGGCGGAGGAACAGUGUUCAGAUAGCCUGGACGUCUGUGUCAGUGUUUUCCAGGCAGGCAUUAUCCUAUCCCAGGGAUGUCUGGAAAGUCUGGAAGAGGACUAUAGAACACAAUGUCAAGAAAACAGCAAGGACAGUGGAUUAGACUGUGAGGUCUGUGUUACUGACAAGUGCAACAACGUGGGAUCCAAGCAGGCAGGAUGUCUGCAGUGUAACAGUGACCAGGACGCCCAAUGUACUGAUCCAUCAGAGGCUCUACAAGCCGAACAAUGCUCUAUUGCCAGAACUGGCAGAAGCUUCUGCUACGCUAAAGUAGAGGCUAACAGGGUGGAGAGAGGUUGCUCCUUAACUCUUUCGGAUCAGGUUGAUUGUCUAACCAACAGAAAUUGUUAUUUGUGUGAUCCCUUGGAGGUGCCUCAUUGCAAUAAUCAGCUGAUUGAAGAAGACGAUUCUUCAACGAGCACCGAAAGCCCAAUUACCACCUCCUCAACUAGUUCUCCGGGAACAAGUUCACCAACAAUCUCUCCAAGCUCCACUACAACUUCUACAACAGAUUCUUCAAGCUCCACUACCACCUCUACCACAGAUUCUUCAAGCUCCACAACCACUUCUACAACGAAUUCGCCAACUAAUCCACCAACAAAUGCGCCAACUAAUCCUCCAACAAAUCCACCAACUAAUCCUCCGGAGAUUCCAACCACAACAGCCAAACCCAGUUCGGCUCACAAGUUUCACUUUUCGAUUUUGCUGAUCGCGGCCCAAUUGGCACUUUGCCUUUAUAUUCAUCAUAAAUAAGCCAAGAAGUCGCAUUGGUUUUUAGCUUUAAUUCCCACGACCUUCUCCAAAAAGGCUAAUCUAUGAUUGAGUAUUGUUUAACUAAUUUUUACGAUAGUCCAAUAAAUUGCUCGUCGCCAUCAA
Messenger RNA from Drosophila bipectinata, 1061 nucleotides. RefSeq names its product threonine-rich protein. The record is from RefSeq and is a predicted model, not a curated record. Lineage: Eukaryota; Metazoa; Arthropoda; Insecta; Diptera; Drosophilidae.